Molecule: messenger RNA, 3436 nt
Organism: Xenia sp. Carnegie-2017
Lineage: Eukaryota; Metazoa; Cnidaria; Anthozoa; Malacalcyonacea; Xeniidae
Product: ring-infected erythrocyte surface antigen-like
Exons: 9
Coding region: 1974-3230 (418 amino acids)
Source: RefSeq, a predicted model, not a curated record
UAGUGGUUAUGUUUGUUAUUUACAUGAGUUGGGCAUCUUGAUGUUUUCAAUGUAGAAAGACGAAGUUUGUGUAGCAAUUAGCUUCUUCUGGUACAACGUCAGCCAUCAGAAACUAAAACGCCACCACGAAUAUCUCUUCACGGCAAUCCACAACGUUACAGCGGUUGGAAGCGAUUUGUUUCCUAACAUUGCAUACUCAGUGAAUCUGAUUAGUCAAUAAUAAAGAAUGGCACCCAGUAACGACAGCAUCUUACCAUCCCAUCCCAUCCCAUCAUCAUCACCAGCUCAAAACCGGAACUUGACGAAACUCAAUAAUACUAUUACUUCCAUACACGUCGUUGUUCCACAUUUCACCACCAAGAGCGCUAUUCAAGGCGGCAUUCAUGAAAUCUUGUACUCGUGGAUAUUUUUUACGAGCAUAGGGGUUGCACUAUUUGCGACAUUAUUGGUAUUCUUUGUCGUAAUGUGUUGUCGUGUCAAGCGACGUCGAAGAACAGCAGCAAGGAAUGAACCGGGAAAGAGUUCGGAAAAGGACAUAAAGGAUCAAAACAUAACGAAUUCAAUCAAAAGAGUUUUUGAACCAGAUGGUCCAUUGUAUUAUGCUGUCAGCAACCUGAACAUAAGUCGAUAUUCAGGCACUUCGUCCAAGAACAGCGCUACCCAACCAAAUACGACCUCGGAUUCCCUAAGUUCAAGUCCAGAAACCAUGUCGUCACUCUACUACCAGAACUCGACGGCGACGGAUCAAAUAAUCGAUCAUGAUUACUUAAUCCCGAUUGAGGGUUACCCAGAGCACGUUGAGGGGCUCCACCCCUCGGCCACAGCAUGACCACGAGUACACGUAUGUGGAGAGUGUGAAUAGAUUACGGAGAUCACAAGAGUUUCCAUUGAGAAACGGUGGCCUCGAGCCGGAACAUACGUAUCUAAAGAUACUACAUGAAUCCCCUGUUCCAGGCGAAGAAAAAGAAAGACCAAAGUCCAAUCAGAAAUCGAUCAUCAAACCAAAACCCAGCGCACAAUUUAGGAUACCCUAGCUUGCAGGAAAAAACCACGAUGACAUUUGUUUCAACAUAUGUUGAGGGGAAAAUUUCAUGGACUCCAGCACAUAACCAAGGGAAUGGAUAGCUAUAACUAUAAUUGUUAGAUAACUAUUGCUUUGUUUGCCAAAAUGUUACAAAGAGAAGGCCAUAAGACGAAUCUUAAUCGACUAGAGUCGUCCACAGACAGGCUGAGUGACCAAGAUAGGAUGAUCUUCGCUUUACCUGAAGAAGGAACAGUUGAAAACUGACAGAGCUACUUGUAAUGAAAUAAAUACGUUUGGCUUCAGUUUUCUCCAGUUACAAAACGCUUAAAGCUGCUAGGAUCUUCUCUAAGUCUCGAAAAGAAAUGAUUUACAACUGAUUCCAGGUGUUCUCCAGAAGUAGCGAAGGAUCAAUGAAGGGGAAUCUUUACUUAAACCGAAGAAGAAGAAUUUAAAACUGGUUUCGGGCGUCCUCCUGGAUUGACAAAAUAUCAAGAACGGAGAAUCUGCACUUCAUCCUAAGAAGGAACAGUCUAGAAUUGAUAGCGUCGAAGAGUUAUUCCGUGCUGAUAAAUUAAGUCAGUUUGGCUAAGGUUUGAUAGAUUAGAUAAUACAUAGAUAGAUUGAUUAUAAUUGAUCGAUAAUCGCUAUUUAUUUAAAUUCUAUAUCGAUGUAUCAAAGGCUAACUUGUUAAAAGAACAGGAAUUUGUGAAGGCAUGUGAAACGCUCGCUUCAAAAUCGGGUGCAUUAAAAAAUCAUCAUUUGCUCUUUAAUUAAUAGGGAAAAGUGAUCUUUUAUGAAAAAGUAAUGCAAAAGCCGUUGUUCUUAAUCAGAAUUGUUGCUCGCUGGUAAUCGAAUGCAAAACAUUUUCCAAACCCAUACGGAUUUUCAUCGGUAGAACCACAAAACGACACAUAUUUUUAACGCAGAUAUUUUACCUUCAUACACUAAAAUGGAUACACGACAAUCAAUCGAAAUGAAAACGAAUCAAACGAUUGCACUUAUUCUCACGGUCGCUUCUACAUUGGCAAGCAUUGUCCUCGUAAUCUCUUGUUUGUUUUGGCGCAGAUCUUACAAAGAAAAGAAAAGGAAAGAAUCAAAGAAAAUAUCUGACAAAAGUAAGACAAACUAUGGAAGUGAUUGCGAAACCUGUGGGGUAGAUGGCUUAACAAACACCGCAUUUACAAUGGACAUCUAUGAAGACGUCAGCAUCUAUGAGGAAGUUUCAAGUUCGUACGACAAAACAAAAUACAAAACAUCAAAAGCGUCAAAAACAGAAUACGGAGAAGAAGAUGGAGGUAACAACGACGGCCGUAUUUACUAUACUUUAGAGAGGGAAACUAAAGCAUCGGAAAUAGGUAAGAAUUCACAAAUGGACGGAGAGGACAAAUACAUCAUUUUUUCCGAGAAUAUCUACGAUAAAGUCGACGAAAUGAACACGAAUGAUGCCGAAAGUCGGUAUUACUUCACACUUGAAGAGGCAAAUGAUAAACAUGAUGAUGUGAGAGCAACGACGACAAAUAUAAAUGACGAAAUAUCAAAUGGCAAAGAAGAUUAUGACACAGAUAUUAUUUAUCAAAACGUUAACGUCUGCAUUAAUCCUCCAAAAGACGAUAAAUUGCAAUCUGCGGCUGAACAAGAAAACCUUGAAUGCCGUAAAGAAAUGGUAGACGCAUUGUAUAGUGUGGUUGAUAAAAGAUUCUUGAAUCAAAAGAAUGUUUUGACAAAAGAAAAAUUUGAGGAAAGCGAAAUCGGUCAGUCGAAUUCAGAAGCGACUUCGGCGAAGUUGAAACGUCUUCAAGAAACAGAAAUAUCAAACAACGAACUGUACAGCGUGGUUAAUAAAGGAUUUAUGGACGAAGAAAGUCCAUCGACGACCGAGAAGGAAAUUUCAACAAAUCUAGAUCAUUCUGUCGACGCGAGAAUGGAAAACGAUGUUUCCUCGGAAUACGAAGAAGACAACCAAGUAAACAGUUUGAAUGAGUUCAAUGUAAACAUUGAAGAAGAGAACACGACUGAUGACGACGAACGCGAGGUAAAUUUGACCAAUCCUCGCGAUGAAUAUGAUUACAACGAGGAGCAGAAAGAUUCGAAUGACGAGGAAACAUACGAGGACGAGGAAAUAUACGAGAAUAUAAGGUCAAAUACUUAUGGAAAUAUUUACGAAAACGUAGAACAAAAUAGAAUCACGAGCGCAAGAACGAUGUAAUUUAUACCAUAUUUUAGGAUUACUGUAAAUAGAAGUUACCAACUAAAAGUUACUAACCGAAGUAAGUGCUUCCAAUAGCUGUUAGAAUAUUAUCAUGUAAAAUAUUACAACCAUAAACUGUUUGUUUCGCAAUCCAGGAGCACACGCCUUAACUUCAUCCAGCCGUUUCAAAAUUACUUAAAAAAUAAAGUUAAGAAAACAAAGUA